Messenger RNA from Bubalus bubalis (water buffalo), 6725 nucleotides. It is a transcript of the gene MID1, whose product is annotated as midline 1. Gene Ontology annotation, molecular function: zinc ion binding; protein binding. The transcript has 10 exons. NCBI's taxonomy places the organism in Eukaryota, Metazoa, Chordata, Mammalia, Artiodactyla, Bovidae. The record is from RefSeq and is a predicted model, not a curated record. Bases 876 to 2879 code for a protein of 667 amino acids.
CUCGUUCAUUUGCCAUGUUUCAGCAGACUUGUGUGCCCUUUACCAUUAAGAUCUGUCUCUUAGACAGAUGCACAGUUCAUCUAUAUGGAAGCGAGGUGGAUGACAUCCUCCCCCCCACCCCGAGUGCUGGUUUCGGUUCAGGUGUUCUGAGUAACAGUUAGCUUCCCUCCCCAGUGUUCGGUGCGAGAUACCCUUUUCGAAAUCCGCCUGGGUCCUGCGUGUGGCACUUUUCUGCUUGCAGUCGUUUUGUCCCUCUCAAAUGCUUGCGUGCUUUUAGGGAGCUCUUAAAAGGCCAGGCCUUAAGCUAGUUAAGCUUUGAGGCGAGCCGGAGCUGUGAGAUAAGAAUAGAACGCAUCUUUUACUCCGGGAGCUGGGGAGGCUGUUUCCAGCUGCUUCCAGUCAUUGAAAUCCUGAAAGCUCUCUAAUCCUCGCGGAGGCAGCCCCUCCGGCUCCCAGGGCCCACCCCCUUCUCCUGAUUGGCGAGGCUCCUCCGGGGCCCCCGCCAGCCACCUACGACGUCUCUGAGACCCAAUUUGAAAUAAGAGCCAGGCGGUCCCCGCUUCCCUGCGCCCGACUUUUCAUAGGCUGGGAAGCGAAGCUUGAGAAACUUGACGUUGUCUUGGGCAGAGUGCGUGUAGCAACAGAUCAAAGGAAAAAGGGGAAGAAAACGUGUUCUCAGCUGCCUGGCGAACUCGCUGAGUUGCUUUUGUCUUGCGGGCUUCUGCUGGCUUUGGUGUUUCCCCUCGGAAGACCGCGGCGUGGGCUUCCAGGCGGCUCGCUCCCUGCUGGAUGGGUGAUGGAACUCUAAACAUGAGGCAGAUAGCUGAUCAGCUUCCUUGGAUUUCGCUGAUGACCCAGGAGAGCUUUGCCUGAAGAUGGAAACACUGGAGUCGGAGCUGACCUGCCCUAUUUGUUUGGAGCUCUUCGAGGACCCUCUCCUGCUCCCCUGCGCACACAGCCUCUGCUUCAACUGCGCCCACCGCAUCCUGGUGUCACACUGCGCCACCAACGAGUCCGUGGAGUCCAUCACCGCCUUCCAGUGCCCCACCUGCCGACAUGUCAUCACGCUCAGCCAGCGAGGUCUAGACGGGCUCAAGCGCAACGUCACUCUCCAGAACAUCAUCGACAGGUUCCAGAAAGCCUCAGUGAGCGGGCCCAAUUCCCCCAGCGAGACCCGCCGGGAGCGGGCAUUUGACACCAACAGCAUGACCUCGGCCGAGAAAGUCCUCUGCCAGUUCUGUGACCAGGAUCCUGCCCAGGACGCCGUGAAGACCUGUGUCACUUGCGAAGUGUCCUACUGUGACGAGUGCCUAAAAGCCACUCACCCGAACAAGAAGCCCUUCACAGGCCACCGUCUCAUUGAGCCCAUCCCGGACUCGCACAUCCGGGGGCUAAUGUGCCUGGAACACGAGGAUGAGAAGGUGAAUAUGUACUGCGUGACCGAUGACCAGUUAAUCUGUGCCUUGUGUAAACUGGUCGGGCGGCACCGAGAUCAUCAGGUGGCAGCUUUGAGUGAGCGCUAUGACAAAUUGAAGCAAAACUUGGAGAGUAACCUCACCAACCUUAUUAAGAGGAACACGGAACUGGAGACGCUUUUGGCUAAACUCAUUCAAACAUGUCAACAUGUUGAGGUCAAUGCAUCACGUCAAGAAGCCAAAUUGAUGGAGGAAUGUGAUCUUCUUAUAGAGAUCAUUCAGCAAAGACGACAAAUCAUUGGAACCAAGAUCAAAGAAGGAAAGGUGAUGAGGCUUCGCAAACUGGCUCAGCAGAUUGCAAACUGCAAACAGUGCAUCGAGCGGUCGGCAUCACUCAUCUCCCAAGCAGAACACUCUCUGAAGGAGAAUGAUCACGCGCGUUUCCUACAGACCGCUAAGAAUAUCACUGAGAGAGUCUCCAUGGCAACAGCAUCAUCCCAGGUCCUCAUUCCUGAAAUCAACCUCAAUGACACAUUUGACACCUUCGCCUUAGAUUUUUCCCGAGAGAAGAAAUUGCUAGAAUGUCUGGAUUACCUUACAGCUCCCAACCCUCCCACAAUUAGAGAAGAGCUCUGCACAGCUUCCUAUGACACCAUAACCGUUCACUGGACCUCCGAUGACGAAUUCAGUGUGGUUUCCUAUGAGCUCCAGUACACCAUCUUCACUGGACAAGCCAAUGUUGUGAGUCUGUGCAACUCGGCCGAUAGCUGGAUGAUCGUGCCCAACAUCAAGCAGAACCACUACACGGUCCACGGGCUGCAAAGCGGCACCAAGUACAUCUUCAUUGUCAAGGCCAUCAACCAGGCAGGCAGCCGCAGCAGUGAGCCUGGGAAGUUGAAGACGAACAGCCAACCAUUUAAACUGGACCCCAAAUCUGCACAUCGAAAGCUAAAGGUGUCCCAUGAUAACUUGACAGUAGAACGUGAUGAGUCGUCAUCCAAAAAGAGCCACACGCCCGAGCGCUUCACCAGCCAAGGCAGCUAUGGCGUAGCUGGAAACGUGUUCAUUGAUAGCGGCCGCCAUUACUGGGAAGUGGUCAUAAGCGGAAGCACGUGGUAUGCCAUUGGCCUUGCAUACAAGUCAGCCCCAAAGCACGAGUGGAUUGGCAAGAACUCUGCUUCCUGGGCGCUGUGCCGCUGCCACAAUACCUGGGUGGUAAGACACAACAGCAAGGAGAUCCCCAUCGAGCCAGCCCCCCACCUCCGGCGCGUCGGCAUUCUGCUCGACUACGAUAAUGGCUCCAUCGCUUUCUAUGAUGCCUUGAACUCCAUCCACCUCUACACUUUCGACAUCACAUUCUCGCAGCCCGUGUGCCCCACCUUCACUGUGUGGAACAAAUGUCUGACCAUCAUAACAGGCCUUCCCAUCCCCGACCAUCUAGACUGUACAGAGCAGCUGCCCUGAGCAUGUGGAGCUGGUUUCUGGGGGAUAUAAAGGGUGGUGGCCACCAUUUUGGGGACUGAGAAAGCACAGGCUUCCAGAAUGUGGUUAAAUCUCACAAAAAGCAUCCAGAAAUCAGCUAAGAUAGGACUCCCAUUGGGUGAUUCCCCCCUUUCACUGUGUUUUGUAUUAAGUACAGGCUUUAAUAAUUUCUUCACCCUGUUUUUGUAUUUACAGGAAAAUUUAUAGAUUAUUUAUAAUAGGAACAUAACCGGGGAUUACAACUCUUAGGAAUUCUCUGGUUUUGCACAUUAGGAGGCCUGUAAGUUUUAUCAGUUCUUGACAACCUUUAUUCUCAGCACAAGUCUCUGAGCUUGAGAAACAAGAUCUUUUGUAGUUUUGUGUUUCUCCACCUUCUCACAUCCUCUUUCCUACAGAUCUCAUGGCAGGUCCUGUCACCCCAACACUAACAAUAUGCCACUAUUUUCAAACUAAAAAAAAUAGUUUUGAACCUAGUAGGGAAGUAAGUGGGCUUUCUGACUUGGUUUCUUGUGAAGCAUUCGGCAAUGUCAGAAGGAUUUAUGGAUCAAGUAGGAUGGAGACAGCAACACAGAAGAGGGAAAGACUUGACUUGGGAGCCGGGGAUCUGCUAUUGCAAAACCUGUAAUUACUCUUCCAUGGUUUGUAGGAUGAUGCUGGGAGAACACGAACAAUGAGAUUGCAAUUGAAAAAAUUCACCUUGGAUCCUACUGAUGAUUGAAAAAUUCAGGCCGAUUUGUGUUUUCUCGGAAGUGGGAUUCUGUGUCAUGAUAGAAAUCUAUUUCCUUCUUCCUUUUACUAGUUUCUUUAGGCCUGUGAAGUUUCUUCAGUAUGUUUACUAGCUGUCCUGUGUCCCACUCCCCCUGAAUAAUUUUUGUCACUGGGGCUGAGGAAAUAAACAUUUUCUGUCACAAAUGGCAGCACCACUUUGGAUCGAUUUUGCUCUCUAGGACAUCAACAUAUAGCCCCAACCACCAAUACCACAUCCAACCAUAAGUCACCAAAAAACAUUUGUAUUUAUGAGUUGGUAAUGACAAGGGACAUUGCAUAAAGUACUCUUCUCUAGUAUACGUGCUUCAAAAGUUAUAAUAAACAGACCUUUAAACACAUCUCGAAAGAUGUAGAAGUCCCUCUAUAUUCUAGUAUAGUUAAAUAGAGUUGUAAGAAAACAAAAAAAUCAAACUCACUAUUCUCAUUUUGGAACCUGCUAGUAGAACCUGCUAAUGUCAUGUCAGAUACAAUGCUCAGUGUGCUGACCUAAGACAUUGGAGUGGUCCAUGACAUAAGGCUUUUUUGCCUUCCCUGGUGGCUCAGUGGUAAAGACUCCACCUGCAGUGCAGGAGACCCAGGUUCGAUCCCUGGGUCGGGAAGAUUCCCUGGAGAAGGGAAUGGCAACCCAUUCCAGUAUUCUCGCCUAGAGAAUCCCAUGGACAGAGGAGCCUGGCGGGCUACAGUCCAUGGGGUCACAAAGAGUCAGAUAUGACUGAGCGACUGACACUUUCACACUAAGCCAUCCUUGGACUCGAACCAGGAAUCUGGCAAUGGUUCUACCUUGAUGAAGGGCAUGACAUCUCUCAACCAUUUCAUUGCUAAAAUUUAUCUGGGCUGCUAGGAUGGCCGUUUUGACAGACUGGGGGAUUUAGACACUUUUUAUUGGUUUUGUUUUUGAGCAAAUCAACGAAUUGUUUCUUUAAAAUUCGUUCACCGACCCACUGUUUCAGCAUCGCAUUAUGUGAUCAUGAGUCUGGGUUUCAGGGGCAGCUUCCCCAGGGCUUCUGCCUCUACAAUGGCAGAUGCACUCCUUUUUCUUAACAGAUAGAUUCUAUAUAUUUACUAUAUUAUUUAUACCCAGAUGAAUAUUUUGAUAGUGACUUAGAACAAUUUCACAUCUAAAAGAUGGAUGCCUCAAUGGAAAAAAACUACUCAGUCUCUGCCAACUUAAUGGAAUUUUUUUCUUUUUACAAGAGAAAAACAAUGUGCAUUAGGCUUCCCUGAAUAUACCAAAAGGGUUGGCUUAAUAAUUUUUACAAACUUUUUUGGUAGCUGAAUAAUGGAUAUUUUCAUGCACUUUGUACACUAACAGGUUUUAAAUAAAAGGGUCUAAAACUCAGCUUCUGAGAUUUUUUAAAUCAUGGUCUCCAGGUACAAUAAAUUCUCCAGUUUGCCUUAUGAUGUUAAUCUAAAGCAUUUAUGAGGACAAUAUUGCCAUGAACUAUAAUGCUUUUUCAGUAUAAAGAAGUUACUACUCCAGUUUUCACUGCAAGCCAUUUAGGUUAUGUUUUGGCUAUUUUUAUAAGGAUGAGGGAUUAUGUUAUCAUUUUGUUGUGGAAGUCUCACUCUUUGCUAACUUAAAAACAUUGUGGAUUGUAGCAAUUACUAUUUCCAUGUUGUCAUAUUUACUGGAAAAUAUGUAUAUGAUGAAAGGCCACAGUGUUUACUUUCAUUACUGUAAUGAUGUAGACAAAAUUUCCAUGUGGAUUUUUUUUUGAAAGUCUGAAAAAUAUAUGCUAUCAACAUUUGUUGCAGUAGAAUUCUUUAAAAGGAUUGGGGGCACGGCAUUUUGUUUUGAGAUUCUUACUUCACAGAAGGCAUCACAAUACAGGGGAAGAACAGCUGGCAGUGCCAGUUAAAUUAAUACACAAAAUUGAUGCAACGCCAACCAAGGCUUCCAGGUCCAACGUCGUGGGUGUGUGAACACUGCUGGCACCAUCUUGAAAUGCUCAGUAAUGCCUGGACGAGGGGUUCUACAUUUUCGUUUAGAACUGGGCCUCGCAAAUUAUGUAGCCAGUCCUCAAAACUGAACUCUGAAACAUGGUACCUCUCUCCUGAUGGAUAGAAAUGAAGAACCCUGAAUCCACCAUCACAAGUGGCUGACAAUAUAAUUCAAGUAGGAAUCUAGAUGGAUUAAGAUGGAGAGUGGGCUUGGGUGAAGAUUUUCUUUCUGGCUUUAAAAGAAAGUGACUUCAAAAACUGCACAUGUUGAUGAGAGUUUCUGCUGGAGAAGAGGCAAAGGCCUGAGGACCAACAGGCAUUUUAUUAUGGUACUGAGAUCUCGAGACUUUCUGAGGAACCAAACCAGUGCCCCCCAGCGAACAUGGAAUUCCAUUUCAGCUCCAGGCACAUGGGCAGUGCCUGCAGAAACACACACAUGUCUGUUCGCAUACAUGUGCUUUUGGUGUUGGGAACCAGAUGAUCUGCUCUACCCUUAUAAAAUGUCUUUAAAAAAAAAAGGAUACAAAGAUGGUAAUGGGAAUGGGAGAAUGUUUUUAAAAUAGUGCUUCUGAACAUGGGGGCAAUCUGGCAGUGUCUGGAGUCAUUUUGGGUUGUUGCAACUUGGGAAAGGAGGUGCCCCCAGCAUCUAGUGGGUAGAGACCAGAAAUGCUGCUCAACAUCCUAUGGUGUACAGCACAGCCCCCAUGACGAAGGAUUAUCUGGCCCAAAAUAUCAAUAGUGCCACAAACAAGAAACUCUUACUAAUUUUUAAGCAAAACUCUCACCAAUUUUUUCUUUUCCCUCGUGAUUGAUUCAAUGCCUGGUAUAUCAAAAAAGAAACCGGGCACCAAAACCUUCACCUUUAAAAAAAUAUUUACAAAAUUGUUCAGAAAAUCUGAAAGGUAAUGCAAGCCUUUGUAAAUGGGAAUCCACUGACAAGUGUCACAAAGAUGCGGAUGUGAUUUGCUUGGUCGGGAAAUGAAAGUCUGUAUGCUGCUCUUUUCACCCGAACAAGUUCAGUUCCUGGUACUUGAGUCAUGCUGUCACACCCUCAGCCCAAGCUCUCCAUUGCUGUUGCUUUCUGGUUUAAAAUAAAAUCACUUUUGUGGUUCCCACGCC